This is a messenger RNA of Staurois parvus, 1004 nucleotides long. Lineage: Eukaryota; Metazoa; Chordata; Amphibia; Anura; Ranidae. The record is from the annotation of a GenBank genome assembly.
CUCAGAUGAAAAAAAAGGACCAAAUAAAAGAAGAGAACCUAAGAAAAAGAGAAAUCAUUAAAGAAAACAAAGAGCAAGAGAAAUGGAACAACUUGACAUCAUCUUUAAAAAAACAACUCGGGGGAAAUUUUAGCUCUGGAAUAUCACAGUUGGAAAAAUCUAUGAAUUCUUUGCAGACACAUACAGUCAGAUAUCGUGCACAGUUAGAUGCACUAACCAUGUGUUUUGAAAUAUGGAUUGAACACUACAAAACUGUGUCUGAAGAUAAGAGAGAUAUGAAUAUUGCAGUGGAAAUUAUGAAGACUAUACAGUCUAUCAUGGCUAAUUACAAAGAUCGUUUACAAGGGGUAGAUAAACACAGGAUAGCUACUUAUCUUAGCCAACUGGGUUUUCAGAACCUGUCCUGUUCAUUGAAGGAUACUGAGAGGGAACUCCUUGAUGUGGUGGACAAUAAUGAAUCUGCAGUGAUAGUGGCUCCCACCUCUUCCGGAAAAACCUACGCCUCUUACUAUUGCAUGGAGAAGGUGCUAAAACAAAGCAAUGACUCAGUUGUGGUUUAUGUUGCUCCUACCAAGGCUCUUGUAAAUCAGGUUGUAGCCACUGUAAAAAGUAUGUUCGACAAAGAUCUACCAACUGGAAUGGUAUUAUGUGGAGUUUUCACAAGGGAUUAUCGCACUGAUGCAUUAAAUUGUCAGGUGCUGGUGACUGUUCCACAGUGUUUGGAAAUUCUUGUGUUAUCUCCUCAUCGACAGGAUUGGGUGAAAAAAAUCAAAUAUUUAAUAUUUGAUGAGGUACACUGCUUGGGAGGAGAGAUUGGAGCUGAAGUCUGGGAGCACCUACUAGUCAUGAUUCGUUGUCCAUUCUUGGCUUUAUCUGCCACAAUUAGCAACCCAGAGCACCUCACUGAGUGGCUCCAAUCAGUCACAAAAUACUGGCAGCAAAAUGAUGAAAGGGAGACUAGUCUGGUGACAAAUUCAUCUAAAAAAAGAAGACAAAAUAAACGG